Molecule: messenger RNA, 416 nt
Organism: Helicoverpa zea (corn earworm)
Lineage: Eukaryota; Metazoa; Arthropoda; Insecta; Lepidoptera; Noctuidae
Product: chorion class A protein Ld12-like
Exons: 2
Coding region: 15-416 (133 amino acids)
Biological process (GO): chorion-containing eggshell formation; multicellular organism development
Cellular component (GO): egg chorion
Molecular function (GO): structural constituent of egg chorion
Source: RefSeq, a predicted model, not a curated record
CACUAACAUCAAACAUGUCUCCCUUCGCUGUCGUGUUCCUCUGCAUCCAAGCUUGCUUGGUCCAGAACGUAUUCAGCUACUGCUCAACCCCAGCUGGUUUCAUAUCUUCUGCGGCUCCUAUAGCCCCUGCUUGUGAAGCAACCCUGGCCCCUGGAGCAGCCUACACUCCUUCAUCCUACUCCCCCAGUUCCAUCGCCUAUGGAUCCUCAGCUGCCUACGCUCCUGGUGUUUCUGCUUACGGUGGUACUGGUGAAGGCAAUGUGGCUGUUGUCGGUGAGCUGCCGAUUCUUGGAGAGUCCGUCAUUGCUGGUCAGGUGCCCAUCAUAGGUGCUGUGAGCUUCGGCGGUGCUGUGCCAGCUUAUGGUGGCGUGUCCAUCACUGGUAACUGUGCUUGUGGUUGCGGUACGGCUUAUUAA